AUGACUCUUGCCGUCGUAUCCACAAUAUUCUUUAUGUAUCAAGAUUCACAAAAUGUGUACUUUGCCGAGCCUCAGAGUAUUCCUAUUAUCGUUACUUGGACGCCAUUUUUCAUAACGGACUUGAAAAAAGUAUUGCUUCCAACGCUUAAUAAUUGUAUUUAUAUGUGUCAUUUGAUCAACCGGCGGGAGCAGCAUUUCUAUCAACGGAACGUUUCUGCAUAUGUAAUCCAUGGACGUGACAUGAACAGUUCCGAUUUGCCGUCAGCAACUCCAAAUCAGUUAAGAGUGUUUAUGCUCAUGGAAUCUCCGCACCAUACUGGAUCCGCCAUUCACCAGGUACCACGGAAUUUUUUCAACGCGACUAUGACGUAUAGGCGAGAUUCACGCUACUUCCUUCCUUACGGACAAUUCGUGCCUUUGACCCCUCAGGAUAAAGAACGAGAAGGUGUAGCCGUGUCAGAACAAAAAGUGCUCGAUGCUUUGAAGAGGAAAACAAGAGGCUCACUUAUUUUCGUAUCGAAUUGCAAUACACGCUCAAAACGAGAACAUGUUAUAAAGCAACUAGGACAAUUCACUGAAGUAACAGUCAGAGGAGCGUGCCAGAAACAGCUGAGUUUUGACAAUUCCACGGAACUUUGCAAAAGCGACUGUGACGACGACUCUCUCAUUGGUACUGAUGUUCCUCCAGAUUCAUUUAUAGCUCUUGAUGAUUUUGAAAGCGUCAAGCAGUUGGGGGACUACUUGAACUUCCUACGCACGAAUGAUACCGAGUAUUUGAAAUAUUUUGAAUGGAUCAAACAUUACCGAUUACCAUCGAGUUACAUAAGCAACGCGUUAUGCAAACUUUGUGAGGACCUCUAUCAUAAUGAGAAGUUAGAGAUUAACGACAUCGCCCGGUAUUACACUCAUAAUCAGUGCUUGGAUGGAUGA
Molecule: messenger RNA, 930 nt
Organism: Haemonchus placei
Lineage: Eukaryota; Metazoa; Nematoda; Chromadorea; Rhabditida; Trichostrongylidae
Source: the annotation of a GenBank genome assembly